Molecule: messenger RNA, 2510 nt
Organism: Notolabrus celidotus (New Zealand spotty)
Lineage: Eukaryota; Metazoa; Chordata; Actinopteri; Labriformes; Labridae
Gene: rassf10b
Product: Ras association domain family member 10b
Exons: 1
Coding region: 231-1574 (447 amino acids)
Biological process (GO): signal transduction
Source: RefSeq, a predicted model, not a curated record
GUCACGUGAGGGCGCAGCAUUGACGCACAGAAGGGUUCUCCUGUCUACAAGAGGGUGCACAGAGGGACACAUGGACCGCCAAAGCUGGAGUAACUUCACAGAUUGGUCUGCAGGGCAGCGCGCGCACACAAGGAGCAGGAGAAAGAAGUUUGGACUCAGCGGCGCUUUACUCCACACACAGCUUCUUCUCUUUCCCUUUAAUGUGAGGAACAGUUCAGCAGACAUCAGCGAUGUUGGAGCCGGAGGAGAGUAAGAUCUCAGUGUGGGUCUGCCGGGAGGAGAAGCUCGUCUUCGGACUGUCGAGGCGCACAACCUGCGCGGAUGUUGUCAAAGUGCUUCUGCAGGACCAGGACUCCCAGAACGGCCUCUCUGCAGCCUCGCUCUCCGGGGGAGCACCGGCUUACUGCAUCGUGGAGAAAUGGAGAGGCUUCGAGAGGAUUUUACCAAACAAAACAAAGAUCUUACGGCUAUGGGUCGCGUGGGGAGAGGAGCAGGCGAACGUGAAGUUUGUGUUGGUAAAGAGCGAAGCGUCUUUGGCGAAACACGGGGCUCGGAGCGCAGAGGCGCGCGUUGUGCCAAGCAAACACGGCCCCUGUGCCAUCAAGGGGACUGCACGUUCUCCCAUGGCUGGCAUUUCCCCAGAGAAACAGCGUCGGAUUGUGAGGAAAGCUUUCAGGAAGUUGGAGAAGAUGAACAAAAAGAGGACGCGUGAGGAACACAAGGACGCGUCCUCGGCGGAGAGGAUGGAGACUCUGGUUCAUCUCGUGGUUUCUCAGGAUCACACAAUCCGCCAGCAAGUUCAAAGGAUCACUGAGCUGGAUUCAGAGAUCGAGAGGCGUGAGGCAAACGUGCAUUUUGACAGAAUGAAGAGACAUGGGGUAAAUUAUGUGCAGGACACGUAUUUAGAGGAUGCUGCCUCAGUCUCGAGACAGGACGGGGACAUGCUGUGCUCAGCUGAGACUCUUGAAAAGUAUGAGGUGUAUGUCCGGCAGUGUGAUGAGGUGUUCCGACUCCAAGAGGAGCUGUGGGAGCAGGAGGCUCUUAUAGAAAUCAUCACGCUGCAGAUGCAGGAGGAGCUGAACCAGCGCUGGAUGCAACGGAGGACAGAGGAGCUGAAGAGACAAGACGCAGAGCGCGCAGCGUCCCUAAUCUGCACAGAGGCGGGCACGGAGUCAGAAAACGAGCUCCUGUUGAAAGAGGAGAGGGUCAGGACGCAGUUAGAUGCGAGUUUAUACAUCGGUCUGCGCCUCAGCACGGAUUUGGAAGCUAUUAGGAGCGAUUUAGUGCUGACGGAGGAGAUUUGCGCAGCGAGGGAGAAGGAAAUGAGGGAUUUACUGGAGAAAGUGAACACUUUGGACAUAGAGGAUGGGACAGACAGAGAGGGGCGAUGUCAGCACGGGACAGAUGAUGAAACGGGGAGGAUGAGCACUUUGGAGGAGAAGAGUGAGUGGGUGGAGCAGGCCAGGGGUCUGUCAAAAGCUCACAGCGUGAACGAUGACGACUCAGACACUGGCUUAAGUUCUCUGCACAGUCAAGACUCAGACAGCCAGCCAGUGUGGGAGUCUUUGGUUUAGACUUUCACAUUCAAUUUAUCAUUUUCUAACUAGCAAAUGAACUUCAGCCUCAGGGAUCAUAAUGCUCUAAAGUCAAUGAAAUUCACUUUUAUAAUCCCAAGUGGUGAAUUCAAAGGGAUAUUUUCUUUGUAUGGCAUCAUGUUAAUCCCCACAUGUUCCUAUAUUUUUUUUAUAUCCUUCUUAAUCUGGUUUUAGAGCUUCAGUUCUUUUUUGGUAGGGUGAUAAGUGUUAAUCUCUCCAAGAAAGUUGCAGUUUGACAUAAAAAUAAAACUGCUUCCAAAGAUUAAGUUCACUUGCUCCCCGUUGUCUUUACACUGACCCAGAAACUGUGAAGUGAUAUAAACGUCCAUGUUUAGGUCAGGAGAGCAGGGUUAAGAGAUGAGGUGAGAUCAACACAUCAGCAAUAUGACUGUGUGGUAAAAAAGCAGAUAAUCUCAACAAUCCCUGCUACACUUAAACACACGGCUCCAGCACACAAAACACAAAGAUGUAACGUGUGUGAGAUAAUACUCUGAAUCAGGGAGAACGUCAUCUCAGCUUUCACUGUGACCCAGACACUGAGAGAUGAAGAAAACCUCUGCAGACAAAACAAGACGAGAAGUCAAAACAGAGACAAACUGAAGCUCUGUGAUUCUGCACAGAAACAAUCAGUCACAGAUGAUAGUGACGGUUUAUCAGAGAGACACAAUGAGUCCUUUAUGUCCCAAAUGAUUAGUGCAGACAUCUAAGUGCUGAACCUGGUCAGGGUAUAAAUAUGAGUCCUUCAAAAGUUUAAGGUAAGCUUCUUAAGGCCAGCUGCUUUAAAAAUGAAAAUUAAGGGAAUAUCAUGAAAAAUUAUUCUGUUAAGACACAUGUUUAUGUAAUCUAAGCAGUUAUGCUUGAUCAGGAAGAACUUAUCUAAUUUUCCUUAAUUCUCAAAUUCCCCUUAAUGCAAUA